AUGGGUCAGGGUGACAGCUACAUAGUGCGCGUCAAAGCGGUGGUGAUGACCAGGGACGACUCGAGCGGCGGCUGGCUGGCGCAGGACGGCUGCCUGAGCAGAGUGGGCGUGUGCAGGCUGCUGCCGAGCGAGCUGCUGGGACGCAACACCUUCCUCAUCCACGGAGAACGGCUCAAAGACAAGCAGGUGAUUCUGGAGUGUUUUCUAAAGAAAGAUCUGGUCUACACAAAGGCCACGCCCACAUUCCACCACUGGAAGGUGGACAACAAAAAGUGUGGUCUGACCUUCCAGAGCCCGGCCGACGCCCGAGCCUUUGACCGCGGCGUGAGGAAGGCCCUGGAGGACCUGACAGAAGGCUCGACCACGUCCUCGUCCACGCUGCAGAACGAAGCAGAGCUCGGCGACGAUGACGUCUUCACGACCGCCACCGAUAGCCCGUCCAACUCGUCCCAGAAGAGAGAGCCGGCAAUGCACGCGCUGGCCCCACCCACCUUCUGCGAGGCCCGCCGGCACCACUGCAUCCUGGGACAUUUCUACGAGCAGCACCGGCCCUCGGAUCACUACUUCCUCGACCAGGCGGUGCACAUGUUUCCUCAACACGUCAGCUUCCAGGUGGAGGAGGAAGAGAUCGUUAGGAUCAACCCCCGCGAGCGGACCUGGCUCACCGGCUACGAGGACUAUCGCCACGCCAACUCCACGCGAGACAAACUCACUCGGCCUGACAACCCCAACGCCUAUGUGCACUUCACCAAGAGCGAGCCGCCCAAACACGACUACACCUACCCGUACCCGCUGAGCUGCGAAGUGCAGCGAGGCUGCGACGGGAAGCCGGGCUGCUUGGAGCUGGGCGGCGGCCGCAGAGCGGUGGUGACGGUGCAGCCGCGAGCUCUGCAGCCUAAAGGCAAACGGCGGAAGGAGGAUGGUGAGCGCUCGCGCUGCGUUUACUGUCAGGACAUGUUCAACCACGAGGACAAUGGGCGGGGCCGCUGCCAGGAAGCGCCCGACCCCAUCCAGACCUGCAUCCGGCGGGUCAGCUUCAUGUGGUGCGCGGACAGCCUGCUGUACCACUGCAUGUCGGACCCGGAGGGCGAUUACUCGGACCCGUGUUCCUGCGACACCAGCGACGAGCGCUUCUGCCUGCGCUGGAUGGCGCUGGUGGGGCUGUCGCUGCUGGCGCCCUGCAUGUGCUGCUACGCCCCCCUCAGGGCGUGUUACCGCUGCGGCGUGGCCUGCCACUGCUGCGGUGGGAAACACAAAGCUGUGGGCUGAGGCGUCACAGGCCCCGCCCCCUCACACAGACAGCAAGGACUCAUGGGAGGAGCCAGAGGAGAUUUCUACGUUGUUUUGUCGUUGUCAUUUGUCUCGUCUCCAAUUUCCAGAAGGAGGAAAAAAAAGUUCCUGUUGUUUUUUGUUUUUCGUGACGUUGGAGACGAAACGGCUUCAACUGUCACGACGACUGAACAAAGAAUAUUCAUUUAUAUAUAAAAUUCUAUAGAUAUAAAUAUAUAUAUAAAACAGGUACUUUAUAUUUUUACACUCAUGUGUUUUAAAGGUGAAGAAGUAGAAGAGACGUGUGUGAAUGUUGUCGAGCUGCAGAACGUUUCACACUCAACGGAUUUUAAUCACGAGGUUUGAUCAGUUUUAAAAAUUAAUUUACAGAAAUAUUCAACGUCUCACACACAAACACACACACACACACACACACACACACACACACACCUGAUGUAAGACCACAGUUCCCAGUAUUAUUUCAGAAAGGUCAUGUCAGUGUGAUUUCCUGUGAUCUGUCACUCCUGCUGCUUGUACUGGUCAAACUGGUUGUUUCUGUCUUUACUGGUUUGUGUUUGUUUGACGAGAAGAACAAAAACUACAAUAAGAGCAAAGCUACUGGAGGAUGUGUGUGUGUGUGUGUGUGUGUGUGUGUGUGUGUGUGUGUGUGUGUGUGUGUGUGUGUGUGUGUGUCUCAAAGGGCUGGGCACAGGAAAGGAAACUCAUUGAAACAGUUACAGCUCACUCACACUCUCCUCCUGGUCCUGUCUGGUCCUGGUCCUGGUCUGGUCUGGUCCUAGUCCUCGUCCUGGGUGGACCAGCUUGUUCUUGUCUUGUAUUUAAAGAACAUGUAGAACCGAAGGAACAGAGAGAACAGUAGAACGUCUGGAGGGAACAAAAUGGCUCCACAGAUUUCUUUCACCGUCUUAAAACACAGAAAGUUUGUUGAUCAAACGUUUUGAGCUUCGACCAUUAAAACCAGUUCAGAGUUUCUGUUUCUGUCACUGAUCAAACCUGUUGAUGUGUCCAGCUGCGCCCUGAAAACUGAUCGAUUAAAGAGGUGAAUCUCUCAAUGAUAAGACUCUCCUGUGAGCUGGUCUCAGAGCAAAACCAAAGGUGUCAAAGGUCAAAGUUCAGGCAGAUCCCGUCACAUUAACACCAGGUGUGAACAGAGUCUCAGUCUGACAGAACAGGUGUGGAGCUGAUGUGGACUGUAAUGGAUUCUCAGGCUGUGUUCAAACAUCAGGAUAUUACCAUGCUGAUGUUAGCAUAGUGAUGUUAGCAUUCUGAUGUUAGCAAACUGACAUUAGCAUACUGAUGUUAGCAUACUGACAUUAGCAUUCUGAUGUUAGCAUACUGACGUUAGCAUUCUGAUGUUAACAUAAUGAAGUUAGCAUUCUGAUGUUAGCAUACUGAGGUUAGCAUAUUGACGUUAACUUACUGAUGUUAGCAUACUGCCGUUACAAUUCUGACGCUAACAUACUGACGUUAACAUACUGACGUUAGCAUUCUGAUGUAAGCAUACUAACGUUUGUAUUCUGAUGUUAGCAAACAGAUGUUAACAUACUGACGUUAGCAUACCGACAUUUGCAUACUGAUGUUAGCAUACCGAUGUUAGCAUACUGACAUUAGCUAAAACUAAAACUAUAGUGCAGCCUCACAGAGCUGCUGCUCGGCUGGAGACACCUACAGCUGAUUUGCCGCCACCUCAAGUUACUUUAGCAGGUUUUGCUCUGAGACAGCACAUGGUUUAAAGGUUAGUUAGUUGGUUGGUUAGCUGUAAUGUAAACAGAAUAAAACAUGUCAAGUACAAGAGUCCACAUUUAAAAUUCUGUGUCCAGGUCCAGGUGGUUUCAGCAGAGACCUCAGUCCAGUCCGGUCCUCCAGUCCCACUUGUCUCUGAUGUCACUGAGCCAGCAGGAAACAACAGGUGAACCUGCCGUCACCUGUUCACACUGAUCCACAUCCACUGAAGGACCACAGACCCUCACUGAGCAUCAGGGGUCAGUUUCACUAAACACCUCAAAUUAAGAUUUUCCUUAAAGUCUGAGUUAAGGUUUUCUUCAAAUAAAAACAGU
Molecule: messenger RNA, 3347 nt
Organism: Seriola dumerili (greater amberjack)
Lineage: Eukaryota; Metazoa; Chordata; Actinopteri; Carangiformes; Carangidae
Gene: spred2a
Product: sprouty-related, EVH1 domain-containing protein 2-like
Exons: 6
Coding region: 1-1269 (422 amino acids)
Biological process (GO): negative regulation of MAPK cascade; multicellular organism development
Cellular component (GO): membrane
Molecular function (GO): protein kinase binding
Source: RefSeq, a predicted model, not a curated record